UGAGUCGGAAUCUAGGAGCAAAAACAGAAGCUCAACUGAGCGCUGCCUGGCCGCGGGGCGCACGUGCGGGCAAAGCAGGGCUCCGCGUCCCCGCUCGAGGGUCGCUAGUGGAGCCGCGCCCGGCCAAUGGGCGCGUGAGAGAAGAGAACAGGGAAAUGGACUGCUACUUGCGUCGCCUAAAACAGGAGCUGAUAUCUAUGAAGGAAGUGGGUGAUGGCUUACAGGAUCAGAUGAACUGCAUGAUGGGGGCGCUGCAAGAACUGAAGCUCCUACAGGUCCAGACGGCCUUGGAACAGCUGGACAUCUCUGGAGGGGGUCCUGUACCAGGCUGCCCUGAAAGCCCCCGGACACAGCCCAAGUGGCCUCAUGGGGAAGGUGGCAGAGAUGUGGCCAGGCCUGGGGGCUGCACCUCCCCUGCCAGCCGUCCUGCUCUCGGCGGCAGCACCAAAUUUACAGGCCACGGGGGUGUCUGUGGGAGGGAUCCCAGCCCCCUGCCCAGGACACAGCUGCCGGAGCACCAAAGCUGCACUCAGCGCGGGCCCGAGUGGGGGGAGCCAGACGACUGGACCUCCACGCUGAUGUCGCGAGGCCGCAAUCGGCAGCCGCUGGUGUUAGGGGACAAUGUUUUUGCGGACCUGGUGGGCAACUGGCUAGACCUGCCAGAACUGGAGAAGGGUGGGGAGAAGGGCGAGACUGGGGGGGCGGGUGAGCCCAAGGCGGGGAAAAGCCAGCCCCGAGAGCUGGGCCGAAGGUUUGCUCUCACUGCAAAUAUCUUUAGGAAAUUCUUGCGCAGUGUGAGGCCUGACCGCGACAGGCUGCUGAAGGAGAAGCCAGGCUGGGUGACGCCCAUGGCCUCAGAGUCCCGGGCUGGACGCUCCCAGAAGGUCAAAAAGUGGAGCCAUUCCAAGGGCUCUGGACGGUGCCCCUUCCCAAGUGCAGGGGAGUCCAGACAGGGGGAAAACCCCCACACAAGUAGCCCUAAGGCCAUGGAGCCCUCACCCUCGGGCUUUGAUAUUAACACAGCUGUCUGGGUCUGAAUCCCAGAGGGAAAGCUGACUGAACCCAAAAGACCAGUCCCUAUGCUGGGCCCCUGGGGAGGAGGGGGGCGGGUGUUCGACUGUCAGAGCCCAAAUCCAAGUUCCUUUCCUUCAGAAUGGAGGGAGAAGCCAGAGUUCGGGGGCACAGAUGACUGGAAAGCAGUUGGGAGAGGCUGUGGGAGAAGGGACGGCUCCUGGAGAAAAAAAAAUGACUGUGUGUCCUGCUCAUAUGGGGGUUGCAGGUGACAGCAGGGAGGAACAGGGGAGAGCAAGACGUCUUCCUGACAUUCCUCCACUGCCCUCAACGCCUUCAAGUGAACACUGCGUGUGGGAAAGGGCACUGGAGCCCCCAAUAAAGACCCAUUUCUGGUGCCCCCAACCUUAGCGCUUCCGCUUCCCAGGCAAAGCGCUGCUGCAGCAGGCAGAGACGGAAGCCCAGCUCCCAAGGUCGGAGCAGCCAGGGGAAAUCCCCACCCCCAGCCUUCCCUGUUCCCCUAGACUUCAGCCCCUGUAGGGUCCUGGGGCGAGCUGAAUAAGGAGGGCAGCACAUGAUGGGUAGCGGGGAGGCUGGGACAUGCCUCCCUGUCCUCUGUGGGGUACAGGCAUACUGCACUGUGCACAUUCAAAAACCUCUUACCUCCCUGUGUUCCUGUAAAUGGGCAAAGGGAGGCAGGCAGCAUCACCUAUGUCACCUGUCCCAGAACACAGCGCUGGCGGGCGGAGUGUGGGGGAGGCAGGCGCCGGAGGGGUGCACGCAGGAGCCUGGAGUUAGACACACCGCCCCUACUCCAGCAGCCAGAAAACCUCUGCCCAACGCCCUACCCAGUCUCUUGCGCCUAACCCCGUCCUAGGGCAGAAGAUGGAAAUUCACCAGCAGGGUAAAGGCAAGCCCUCUAAUCCCUAGUUCCAUUGUUCAGCCCUAGGCGAAGCCCUGGCCUCCUUCAAACUUGGAGUCAGUAGGGUCCAGCUAUAACGCUCCCAAAUGCGCAGCUCCCAAACGCGCAGCCGGUACUCCUAAGGAAGCUGGAGGAGCCUGAGCUCGGAGACCAGCCAGCGGGCUUAGGCCCCACCCGGCCAGGCCCCUUGGGCAGGCAACUCGCCUCAGGGUUGUGCCUUGCCCCUCCCUCUCCCACCCGCUGCCUGAUGGGGGGGGUGUGUGACAGCUGCAAUUAGAGUCUUGAUGCCUUCCCUCCUUACAGCAUUGAGAGCAAACAGAAAAGGGAAAAAACAAGGAAGACUGCCGCCUGCAGCCCAGACUGCCAGGGGUGGAGAUUAGAUUAGAGGGGCAUUAGAGGUCCAGUUGGCGUGGGGGAAGAAAAGCACCGUUUCUGAGCAUUCACUAUCUGACAGGCAACGUGGACGGCUCUUUCAAACUUGGGAUGGGCUGGGGAGAUAGCUCAGUAGAAUAAGCGCUUGCCUGGCAAGCACAAGGUCCUGAGUUCAAUCUCUGGAACUGCAAAUAACCCCCCAAAACAGAAACGAAACAAAAAAACUUGUAAUGAGCCUGGAGGGUACUGUAUCCCAGGUACACUAAGGAAGGCAGGGGUCAUGCAAGCUGCCCGGAGCAGGAGCAGACGCAGGCAGCUGGCACACAAAAGAGCUGAGGUUUGAGUCGGACGGUUACCCAGCUCCCAAAGCCCUGCCCUUCCCUACUUCUCUGCUUCGAGUUUGCCAAAUAUGAACAUGCUUUCUGGAGGUGCCCAUGCUGUGUCUCCCCAGAGAACCCUGGCAGUUCAGGCUCUGGCAUGGGGAGUCAGCUGUGGCUGCCUUUGCUUGUGGCAGUGAUGUGUCUGUGAGCAUAAUGUGACGAAUCCUCGCAGCUCUGCGGGUGUGUGUGUGUGGGGAGGGGACACCAGGCAAAUUCUUCAAGAUAACACCAGCAUUGAGUCUAGGAUGACUCCAGAGGAAACAGCCACCUGCAACUCACCUGUUUCAUGGACUCGUUGGGCAGUAAACAAGUUUAUCGGUAGCCCCCAGUGCCUGGCCUUCUGAGCAGAACUAAGAACAGUGUAAUGAAAAGGACCCACCUCCUGACCUCAAGAGGAUCCAAUAACGAAACUUCAUUACCUUUCACUUGGAAAGAAUCCAACAAAGUGAAGACUCACUGUAACUCGGGCCGAAACAGUGUAGAAGUUACAUUUGCUGCCAACAUAGGUGCCAGGAACCUUGUCACAUCGGUGUUCUUCCAUCCUUCUCACUACACCCCAGAAGCGGUUGCCCUCCUAUUUAACAUGGAGAAGCCCAGCGGAGGUACAGAACAUGUCCAGGGCCACCUAACGGCAGAGCUGGGGUGAAACAUCCCACUGGCUUCCAAUCUUGCAUUCCACCGUACCCUACAAACAGUCCACUUAGCUGCCCAGAGUCAAAUCAAGAAUGCAACCUGCCUUCCCCAUAGGAUCCACCCAAAUGGGUAGCACCUGGCAUGCUGUCAGGUGCUCAAUCAGCCUCGACAGGGCUGAUGCCAUGCCCCAACCAGCAUGCCAAGCUUUGUUAAAGAUUCUGGUGAUUCAUCUAUCCUCCUAUACUUUUAACUUUUCUGCCCCCUUGCGGGCUUCUCCUUCAACAAUGGUGGAGGCCAUUUAUUUUGCUGAAGCUGAGUGCAGAGGUAAAUGGGAAAACUUAGGGCCUAAGGAUGAGAGAACAGGCAGCGGUUUUUAUAGGGAGAUGGUGGACAUGCAUGCGUGCAGAGAAACUGGCAGCUUCCUUCUGCCUCUGGGGCUCAUUUCAUGGUUAAUUAGGACAUGCAAAUGAACUGGAAGCUCAUUUAAUACCUCCAGGCCUGCAGCUCCACCCCAAACCUGGCCCACUUCCCUGGCAGGUAGAGGGGGACCCUGAUUGGUCCGAGUGUCUGCUCAGGGCUCCACUUGCUUCUUUAUGGCCCCAUGGCCAGAGUCUGUAGAUGUUCCCAGCCCCAGCAGAAAACGGGGAAGAGUCCCUGCUGGACACAUUUGGUCUGUCUGGUGUCCUGUUCUUCUUUUUCAACAACCUUUUAUAUCUGAAACCUCUCCCCACCACACACACUUCCCCUGCACCCUACCUCUCAGGGGGAUCUCUGAAAUCAAACCCGUCCUGCGGGACACAAGCCUGGUUAAGCUCUGUCUGCCCCACUGGAUCCUUGCCUGCUCCCCAGAGCCCUGGGGAGUCUUUCCCACAUUACACCACUUCCUGGGCUCCUAGAGAAAAGCAAGGGUCCAGCCUAUCUGGGAAGCAGGGGCUGUCUCUAGCUUCUCCUGGACAGAGCUCCCCACCCAGGGCAGUUAGGGAACUUCUCCCCAUCUUUUGGUAUGAGCAUUGGACAUGGAGUCAGAAAUGAGAUCCAUUUCUGGCAUUGUGUGAACUCCACUGUGCUGGCUGCUGGGAGGUUUCGAGGACACAGUGCACCCAGGAGUAGGUACACUGCCUAGGGUAGGCAAGCUCCAUGGACCCUACUUCCUGCUCCAGCACUCACCAUGAGA
Molecule: messenger RNA, 4492 nt
Organism: Octodon degus (degu)
Lineage: Eukaryota; Metazoa; Chordata; Mammalia; Rodentia; Octodontidae
Gene: Inka2
Product: family with sequence similarity 212 member B
Exons: 2
Coding region: 156-1037 (293 amino acids)
Cellular component (GO): nucleus
Molecular function (GO): protein serine/threonine kinase inhibitor activity; protein kinase binding
Source: RefSeq, a predicted model, not a curated record